Messenger RNA from Scaptodrosophila lebanonensis, 1825 nucleotides. RefSeq names its product U3 small nucleolar RNA-associated protein 15 homolog. The record is from RefSeq and is a predicted model, not a curated record. Gene Ontology annotation, molecular function: protein binding. NCBI's taxonomy places the organism in Eukaryota, Metazoa, Arthropoda, Insecta, Diptera, Drosophilidae. Gene Ontology annotation, biological process: rRNA processing; positive regulation of transcription by RNA polymerase I. The coding region runs from base 42 to 1655 and encodes 537 amino acids. The transcript has 2 exons. Gene Ontology annotation, cellular component: nucleolus.
UCCCACGUGCGCAAUAAUAAGGAGGGUAAAACUGAGCCAAGAUGACGGCCUUCGAACCAAUUGAUAUACAAAAGUACAAACGAAAGGCUCAGGCGGUCACACCCGACACAGUAUACUGGAAUCGUUUGGCAAAACCGGAGCUGCUUAAGGAGCACAGCAGUAUAGACUAUGUAGACUUCAGUCCCGCCGAUCCGGAUAACUUUGUGCUGACAUGUUCAGUGCGCGUACAGGUGUAUAAUCUGGUAACCAAGCUGGUGGUGAAGAAUCUGUCCCGAUUUCAAAAGACCGCCUAUGGCGCAACAUUUCGUCAAGAUGGACGUUUAGUGGUCGCUGGGGACGAGGAGGGACACGUGAAGCUCUUCGACAUAAACACUCGCAACAUCUUGCGUCUCUUCAAGGGUCACACGGCGCCAGUCCAUAGAACUUUAUUUAACGCCGACAAGCUACAAAUAGCGAGCUUUGCAGACGACAGAUCUGUACGUCUCUGGGAUGUGGCCAAUGAGAAGUGUGUGCGCACCUAUGAGGAUGCACAUAAUGAUUAUGUCCGCGCCGGUGUCAUGCAUCCCCAGGCGGCAAAUAUGUUCGCCUCUGGUGGCUAUGAUGGCAAAAUCAAUAUUUACGACACCCGAUCCGAAUCGGAUGUUGUACAAACUUUGGAUCAUGGCAGUCCGGUGGAAUCGAUGCUCUUUCUACCAAAUGGUUCCAUCAUCAUCACCGCUGGUGGCACACAGGUGAAGGUGUGGGAUAUGCUCAACGGCUGCCGCCUGUUGACACAAAUGUCCCAGCAUCAUAAAACCGUAACGUGUCUCCGCCUAGGAUCGGAUGGUCGCCGUCUGCUCUCCGGCGGCUUGGAUCGUCAUGUGAAGAUCUACGAUGUCAGUACCUACAAGACCGUACACACACUGACAUAUUCAAAUGCUGUAGUCAGCUUAGGUGUGGCCGAAAAGGAUCAGGCUGUGGUAGUUGGCAUGGUAGAUGGUCUUGUAUCCAUCAAAAGAAUGAUUGUGCACAGCCAUCCCAGCCAUCUCAGGAAAAUUAGGUCAACCUAUAGAGAACAUAGAAAACAGAAGCAGAAAACCCGGAUUAAACCGGGUUCCGAUCUGUCCGUCGACCAUUUCAUCAGGGAAAGAGAAACGGGACCCCAAUUAAAGAGUUUCGAUGUACAUCUGCGGGUAUAUGCGUAUAAAAAAGCGCUGGACUCAGCUUUCGAUUCGCUAAAAGUCAGAUAUAAUCCGGAGGUUGUUGUGGCGGUCAUAAAUGAGCUUCUUCAUCGCGAUGGCUUGGCUCAGGCACUUACGGAUCAGCCGGAAGCGAAACUAAUACGAUUCAUUAAAUUCGUAGGCUACAACAUCGGUGAUAUACGCUUUAUGCGGACGCUCCUUAAUGCCGCCUCCAUUAUGCUGGACGUCUAUGAACACAAUGUGUUGACGCAUAGCAAAAAACUAAAGAAAGCCUUUGAACGCUUGUCCGGUUUUAUGGAGAAUGAAAUAAAACUGACGAAACAACUGCUUGAGCUGAAAGGCGUUUUGGAUAUGUUCAUUGGGGCCUCCCUUGACAGUGGCGAAAAGGCUCAUCGAUCGUCCUUUGUAGAGGCAAAGCCGCCUCGCAUACAACCCUCAAAGGCAGCGGAAAAAUAUGUCGUCUUGGUGGAAUGAUAAGGAUAUAAGCUUUGUAUACAACUGCAAAUAAUUGGUUCAUCUGUAAUCCAAACGACGGUCACUUAUAAUUGCGGUUUUAAAUUAUUUCUUUAAGUAUAAAGUUAGUCCCAAUAAAUGUAAAUACAUAGUUCAAAAUAAAACGAUGAAAAAAUCACGUCAAGAUUUAA